This is a messenger RNA of Solanum verrucosum, 2648 nucleotides long. RefSeq names its product probable receptor-like protein kinase At5g61350. Lineage: Eukaryota; Viridiplantae; Streptophyta; Magnoliopsida; Solanales; Solanaceae. The coding region runs from base 1 to 2553 and encodes 850 amino acids. Gene Ontology annotation, molecular function: ATP binding; transmembrane receptor protein tyrosine kinase activity. Gene Ontology annotation, biological process: protein autophosphorylation. The transcript has a single exon. Gene Ontology annotation, cellular component: plasma membrane; plasmodesma. The record is from RefSeq and is a predicted model, not a curated record.
AUGAGAGGAAGAAAACACCCUCUUGUCAUUUUUGCUUAUCUUGUACUAGUUUUUGCAAAUGUAGCUACUUCAGCUUCAAAAGGAACGUUUACGCCGACCGAUAACUAUCUGAUCAAUUGUGGAUCUCCUGAUACUACUUUGCUUGAUGAUGGAAGGACUUUUAAGUCUGAUCCUCAAUCUGCUUCUUACUUGUCUACUGAUGAGACUAUUUUAGCUUCUGUUAAGUCUUUAUCAGAAAAGGUCACUUCUUUUUCCUCUGCCUCUUUGUUAUAUCAUACAGCAAGAAUAUUUGAAAGUGAGUCUAUGUAUAGAUUUCUUGUUUUCAAACCAGGCAGGCAUUGGGUGCGUUUGUACUUUUAUCCUAUUCAACAUCCAAAUUAUAAUCUAGCAAGUGCUAUGUUUACUGUUACUUCUGAUAAUAUUGUUUUACUUCAUGAUUUCUCAGUGAAAGAUACUAGUAAAGUUGUGUUCAAAGAAUACCUUAUUAAUAUUACUUCAUCACAAUUCACUCUCAAAUUUUCACCUUUGAAGAGAUCUUUUGCUUUUAUCAAUGCCAUUGAGUUUGUGUCAGCACCAGAUGAUCUCAUUCCUGAUUCAGCUGCUGCAGUUUCCCCUGUUGGUGAUUUUAAUGGCCUGUCUCAAUUCGCGUUUGAAGUAAGUUAUCGGUUAAAUGUUGGAGGGCCAAUUGUCACACCAAAAAAUGAUACAUUGUGGAGGACAUGGUUGCCUGAUAAUAAGUACAUGGCAUUUCCUGAAGGGGCUCAGAAUGUGUCGGUUCCUCUAACGACAAUCGUUUAUCCAGAUGGAGGGGCGACACCUUUGAUUGCCCCCAGUUCAGUUUAUGCUACGGCUGAUAUGAUGGCAGAUUCUGGGGUGCCCAACUCGAAUUUCAAGCUAACGUGGGAGAUGGACGUUGAUUCGAGCUUUUCCUACUUUAUCAGAAUGCAUUUCUGUGAUAUUGUGAGCAAAGGCCUAAAUGAGUUGUACUUCAAUGUCUAUGUUAAUGAGGUGGUGGGGGUCUCUAGUCUUGACCUUUCAACACUGACUUCAGAGUUGGCCACCCCUUAUUACAAAGACUUUGUGCUCAAUGCCACAGCCAUCACCAACGGUUCGAUCAUCGUGCAGGUGGGACCCGCGUCAAACGUCCAGUCUAUCCUCCCAAAUGCCAUCCUCAAUGGAUUGGAGGUCAUGAAGAUGAGCAACAUGGAGGGAAGCUUGGAUGGGCUGUUCUCAUCUGGUGGACGGCAUGGUGUAAUGCCAAGAUCACGCGGAAUGAGAAUUGCUGCAGCUUUUGGAUUGGCAAUGGGGUUUACAGCAUUAGUAUUGCUUUUGAUGGGCAUUGUUCGUUGGCGAAGGAAGCCAACAAAGGGUUGGGAGAAGCAGAAGACAUUCUCUUCAUGGCUUCCUCUCAAUGCUAGUUACUGCAGCUUCAUGUCAAGCAAGAGCAAGACUAGUUGUUCAACAAUCAUAUCCUCUGGCCUCAACUUUGGCCGUGUCUUUACUUUCAAUGAAAUCAAGAAAACAACAAAAAACUUUGAUGAAAAAGCAGUCAUUGGUGUUGGAGGCUUUGGAAAAGUGUAUCUUGGUGUAUCGGAAGAUGGAACAAAACUAGCUAUAAAGCGAGGAAAUCCAUCAUCCUCACAGGGCAUCAACGAAUUCCUAACAGAAAUUGAGUUGCUAUCCAAGCUUAGGCAUCGACAUCUUGUUUCACUCAUUGGUUAUUGUGAUGAACAAUCAGAAAUGAUUCUAGUCUAUGAAUACAUGUCUAAUGGUCCUUUGCGUGACCACAUUUAUGGUUCCACUUUGCCAACUCUAACAUGGAAACAAAGGCUCGAAAUCUGCAUAGGAGCUGCUCGAGGACUGCACUACCUUCACACUGGUUCAACUCAGGGGAUAAUACAUCGCGAUAUAAAAACUACAAACAUCCUCCUUGAUGAGGACUUUGUCGCAAAGAUGGCUGAUUUUGGUUUGUCAAAAACUGGUCCUUCACUGGAGCAAACACAUGUUAGCACAGCAGUGAAGGGUAGUUUUGGUUACCUUGAUCCCGAAUACUUCAGAAGACAACAACUAACAGAAAAAUCUGAUGUGUACUCGUUCGGGGUAGUCCUUUUUGAGGUACUAUGUGCAAGACCUGCUCUUGAUCCUGCAUUGCCAAGAGAACAAGUGAAUUUGGCAGAGUGGGCAAUGCAGCAACACAAAAAGGGCACUCUGGAGAAGAUCAUAGACCCUCAUAUUGCAGGAACCAUUACCCCUGAGGCGUUAAGGAAAUACGUGGAAGCUGCAGAGAAAUGCUUGGCAGAAUAUGGGGUUGAUAGGCCUGCAAUGGGAGAUGUUUUGUGGAACUUAGAAUAUGCCUUGCAGCUUGAAAGUGCAUCCCCGAGUAGUGUUCCAGUGAAGAAUGAGAAUGAGAAUGAAAAUUCCAAGCCAAGUUCUUCAGAACAGCCUGGAACGAAUUCGAAGAGCAAUAAAGAAGCUCAGCUCAUUGACAUUAAUGAUGAUUCUGGAGUGGUGGUUGGUUCUCCUAUGUUCUUAGAAGGUUUUCAAGGAAGAUAAUAACUGAAAUAAGUAACUAAAACCAAAGAUGACCAGCCUUUUUGUUUUUUGAUUUUUUCUGUUUUCAUGUUUUUUUACUUUACUUUUUCAAGCAA